GUAUUAAGUAUUAAAAAUCUCAGACAUUAUUUCUGUCAUUGGAAGUGCAGUAAAAAAAAAACAAAAACAAAAUAUACACAUUUAUACUCAAUGAGAGCAUAACACCUUAGCAUUCAUAUCAUGAAUCAUAGCCAAGAAUGUAUGUAUAAUACUAAGGCUACAGUAGCUAGUAGAGGCAGAACAGUAAAAACUAGAAUUUUUUUGUUCUUCUAUGAUCUGAAGCGGAGUAGGAGUAAAAAGUAUCCCCUAAAUCACUUCAUAGGUACUACAUAGUACACGUACUGAAAAAAAGUAAACUUACUUCAUUACAAACCUAAAAUAGCUAUAAAAACAUAACUGUAAAGUUAGCCAAGAGGGCAACUAAAGGUUGGCAAAAAGGUUGCUAGGUUUCAAUGCUCAAAAUGGGACAUUUAACACAGCGCUGAGUUCACGUAUCACCGUCAGACUGUCUUCCCUCUGCCGACAGUCCACAGAACACACACAGUCUGACAGAAAUUCACUACUUCAAACAGCAUCAAGUGCCUCCUCUGGUUCUCAGUUUCAUGCAUCACUCGUCAUCUGUGCUUACACAGAAAUAUGUCUCCCACCCCACUCUGAUAGAGGCUUUCAGAACUGAAAUCUAGUCAACUGUGGAGGCAUGUGGGCGCAUUGUUUUGUUUUUGUAAACCUGACGGUCACAACUGAGUGGGCAUCGACUAAAGAGUCCCAGCGUCCUGGUUGGAACCGACACCCACACCUGUCGUACACGAGACCAUCCUUUGAAAGAAGGGGCGUCUGUCAAGGCUGCACGGCUGGAUGACUGAGUUAACAAAAAAAAAGAAACAGAACAGAAAGAAAGAAAGAAAAAACAAAUGAGGAAAAAAAAGGGAAGAAACAUGAUGUUGAGUAGUGUGAAGAGAACAGAGCUGUGUCGUGGUGAGCUGUCGUUUUGUGCAAUGAGUGAUGGUAUGUCAACACGUGAUCCAGGAGAGGAAACCAUAUAAAGCCGAUGAAGAUGUGUGACGUGACUUCAGCUUCACUCUGGUGACAACACAGCACAGUAACCCCGACAACUCUCUUCACUGACGAUAAGAUGGAGGAUCAAUUUUCAGACUUCAUGAACACCGAAUCUUAUGAUUACGAAAACGACACUCUUGACUAUAGCACAGGUCCAACUGAAAACCCACAGAUGUGUGACAGAUCCAGUGCCUGGGAGUUUCGUCGUCAGUACGAAGCUCCGCUCUUUUGGGUCAUCUUUAUCGUCGGCGCCGUGGGCAACCUGAUGGUGGUCUGGAUCUACACCACCGUUCGCAACCGCCUGAAAACAAUGACGGCCGUCCGCCGGGAAACAAUGGCGGUCGUGUACCUGCUGAGCCUGGCGGUGGCCGACCUCCUCUUCCUCUGCAUGCUGCCCUUCUGGGCCGUGGAUGCUGACAAAGGCUGGGACUUUGGCGACAGCUCCUGCAAAAUGGUAUACGCGGUUUACAGGAUCAACUUCUUCAGCAGCAUGUUCCUGCUCACCUGCAUCAGCGUAGACCGCUACAUCGUCAUCGUGCAGGUGACCAAGGCCCAGAACUUGAAGAAGAAACGGCUCUUCUACAGCAAACUGGCCUGCUUGGGAGUCUGGACCAUCUCCAUUCUCCUGGCUCUGCCUGAGUUUAUCUUUGCUCAGGUGAAGGCUUCUAACGACAGGCAGGUCUGCACCAUGUUGCUUUGGAAAAACGCCCACAACCAGACUAAGGUCCUGGCCUUCUCCCUGCAGAUCUGCAUGGGCUUCUUUCUCCCUCUGCUGGUCAUGAUCUUCUGCUACUCCAUCAUCAUUCGCACGCUCCUGCAGGCCAAGAACUUUGAGAAGCACAAGGCGCUGCGCGUCAUCUUUGCGGUCGUGUUGGUGUUCAUCCUCUCCCAGCUCCCUCACAAUGUCCUGCUGAUGGUGGAAGCGUCGGAGGCGGCCAACGCCACCAUCACUGACUGUAAAGUGUUGAUCGCGGUUGACAGGGCAGGACAGAUCGCCAAGAUUCUGGCCUUCACUCACACCUGUCUGAACCCCUUCCUGUACGUCUUCAUCGGAGUCCGCUUCAGACAGGACCUCCUGAGGAUUGUGAAGACGUGCACGGGAUCAGGAACCUCCUUGAAAUCCAGCACGGUUCCCAAACGCCCGUCCAUCAUGUCAGACACAGACACCACCCCUGCUCUGUCCUUAUAAUCCUGCAGUGGACUCUUCAGGUUUCCAUGUCGUUCCUUUAUGCAUUAACACAGAUGGAUUUGUAAAUGUACUGCAUUUGGGAUUUAGCAACACCUAGUGGUAAGGCUACAAGGUCUCAAACACCAAACUGGAGGAGAAAUUGGGUCAUCUGGUGGACAAAUAGGGAAUAAUCAUAUGUCUGUUAUGGGCCACAGCUGUUAAUGAGUCACCCAUGUGGACAACCUGUUAAUAACACACGACCUCUUGGCAUUAUUUUAUGAUUUAUAUAAUUAGGUCUCUAUAAAAGUGCAUAGAUAAUAGGUCACAUUCUGAAUAUCAGAUGUGGGUCACAUAAUGUCAUCAAUGUACUACUGUUUCUGGGCCUCCAAAUUGUGUGGAUCGUACCCACAUUCCAGUGCUCUGUAUCAGUGAGAGAAUCACAAUACGUAUUAGCCUUUGGUGGCUAGUCCAGCAGAGAGAAGGCCACAACUUUAUCCAAAACUCUCUCUACUAGCCAACAUUUUCUGUAAGCCCAUAAAUGGGAUAUAAGCCUGGGCAUCAAAUAUGGACCACUGAGGGUUAAAGUUAAAGUUUGGUCCAAAUCUGAACAGAUACAAGUUUGGCUUUGUUGGUUGAAUUAGACCAUUGGGCCACAUGUGUUGGACUUACACCACUGUUUAAACUUAAUCCAGGCAUAAGAAAUGGAUCUCAGAAUGAAGUGACUCACAUUGAUACACAGGUAGUGCACCAGCAUUGAAACUGUCUAAAUGUAUAUUUGUGUAAAUACUCUUCUGCGUUUACUCUACUGGUGUUCAUUACAUACUACGAGUCGUGUUUAUUUUUGUGCUGCUGUCUGUUGAAAAAAAAAAA
Messenger RNA from Cynoglossus semilaevis (tongue sole), 3034 nucleotides. It is a transcript of the gene ccr9b, whose product is annotated as chemokine (C-C motif) receptor 9b. The record is from RefSeq and is a predicted model, not a curated record. Lineage: Eukaryota; Metazoa; Chordata; Actinopteri; Pleuronectiformes; Cynoglossidae. The transcript is spliced from 4 exons. Gene Ontology annotation, biological process: G protein-coupled receptor signaling pathway; immune response; calcium-mediated signaling. Bases 1073 to 2185 code for a protein of 370 amino acids. Gene Ontology annotation, molecular function: C-C chemokine binding; C-C chemokine receptor activity. Gene Ontology annotation, cellular component: external side of plasma membrane; membrane.